UGUUUUUGCUAAGCUUAUUUUGGAAAUAUGAAACUUACAAAAACAGAGAAAAAUGAACCCAUCCCCAAAACUCUUCUCUUGUUCUCCUUUAGCAUGAAUUGAACUUUUUGCUUAGCUUUUGGAGAUCAAGAAAGUAUUUUGCCCCAACCCUUUUCGAUUUUUGUUCCAAAAUCAUCAUGAAAGUGAUUUUGUUAGUGCUGCACUUUCUGCUACUAUUGGAAAGCUGCUUUUCUGCUUUUAAUUUUCCCAUAUGGAAGAAGCAGUUAAAAUCUGGUUCUUCUCUUGUGUUCCCUCUAGCUGGAAAUGUGUAUCCUGUUGGGUAUUCCUCUCUUUCUUUCUAAUGUAUUAUCAAGUGACACUUGAGGUUGGCCAACCCCCCAAACCUUACUUUUUCGAUAUAGACACUGGUAGUGACCUAAGUUGGCUGCAGUGUGAUGCACCUUGUGCAAAAUGCUCCCCGGCCCCUCACAAUCUUUACAAACCACAUAGAAAUGUUGUCACAUGUAAGGAUCCUGUGUGCACGUCCCUUCACUGGCCUGAGAGCCAUCCUUGUCACGACCCUAAUGAGCAAUGCGACUAUGAGGUUGCGUAUGCAGAUAGUGGUUCAUCCUUGGGAGUGCUGGUUAAAGACACAUUUCUACUAAGAUUCACCAAUGGUAGCACUGCUGCUCCUCAUCUAAUAUUUGGUUGUGGUUACAGUCAAGAAGUGCCAGUUUCUACUCAUUCGCCUUUUACAGAUGGAGUUCUUGGUCUUGCCUAUGGAAAAUCAAGCAUCGUCUCGCAGUUGAGUGGCUUGGGUUAUAUCACAAAUGUAGUUGGUCACUGUUUGAGUGCGCAAGGUGGAGGGUUUCUUUUCUUCGGUGAUGAUGUUCUUCCCUCUUCUGGAAUUGCUUGGAGACCAAUAGAGCAAACAUCUUCGGAAAAGCACUACUCUUUGGGACCAGCAGAGCUCUUAUUUGACGGGCAGACCACAGGAAUCAAGAGUCUUCCAAUUAUUUUUGACAGUGGAAGUACCUUCACUUACUUUAGUUCGAAAGCUUAUGAUAUUUUUCUAUCUUCGAUAAAGAAAAACAUAAAUGCAAAGCAGCUGACUGAUGCAACGAAUGACAAAAGCCUUCCCGUCUGCUGGAGUGGUUCCAAGCCCUUCAAAUCUGUUAAUGAUGCCACGAUCUACUUCAAGCCAUUUACACUGAGUUUCAUGAAAGCCAAGAAUGUUGAAUUUCAGCUUCUGCCUGAGGCCUAUCUUAUUGUUACUGAGCAUGGUAAUGUAUGCCUGGGAAUACUGAACGGUACAGAAGUUGGAUUAGAAAAUCAUAAUCUGAUUGGAGAUAUUUCUCUACUAGACAAAAUGGUGAUAUACGAUAACGAGAAAAAACAGAUUGGAUGGCUUCCAGCAAACUGCAACAAGUUUCCCAUCAGUCGUGACCAUGGCGGAGAUUAUUAUGAUGCAUACCCUGCCAACAUAGGACUAAACAAAGGGACAUGCCCUGCGAAGUUUGACUCUUUGAAGCAGAAGCAGAAAUAAGGUGACAGUGAAGCUAAUGUGGCUUUGAUGCCAUUUUCUGUAAAUGUUUAGAGCAAAAAGUAUAAUUGACAAGUCAUUGGGAGUACAAAUAUAUUACUGAAAUGUUCCCUAUGACCUACACCAAAGUUAUUGGGUAUAUCCCAAAUACAUACAGUAGUAGAGUUCAGCCUACAUCACAAGAUCAUCUCCCAGCUUUGAGAUUUUGAGUCUCAGUUAGCUAUACACUUUGAGCCCCAGUUGUGUCUGCUUCUACUACAAGGUUUGGGCCAUUUACAACUGCAAUUGAGUUGCAAUUGGCGUAAUACCUGUCAGAAAUGGAAACUACGUAUUAGAUAUAUUGAAAAACAAUUUCUUGAGGGUUGUAUCUAAUAUUAGUGUAGUGUUGAAAGUUGAAACACAAUUCAUCUUUCAAAUAAAUAAUACUAGUGUUGCCUUUGACAUUUUUGGCUUCUUGAGAUCCUAAGUAAAUUUUCAUCUACACUUUAA
Solanum pennellii is the source of this 2011-nucleotide messenger RNA. RefSeq names its product aspartic proteinase Asp1. The coding region runs from base 251 to 1525 and encodes 424 amino acids. Gene Ontology annotation, biological process: proteolysis. Gene Ontology annotation, molecular function: aspartic-type endopeptidase activity. The transcript is spliced from 9 exons. The record is from RefSeq and is a predicted model, not a curated record. Lineage: Eukaryota; Viridiplantae; Streptophyta; Magnoliopsida; Solanales; Solanaceae.